CCCCUGUCUACGGGCAUGUUCACUCAGUCACUUGUUAUAAUGUGAACCCCAUAGUCUUAUUGGGAAUAACACACAUAGAAACAGCAUUUUUGAAUAUGAAGGUUUGUGGCCUAAGAAGUGAAAAAAAGAAAAAGAAAAGAUUAAAGUAAUAAUAUGCAAAACAUAAAAAAAAGGGUCAGUUUCAGUUCAGAUGCUUAAAAACACUGCUCACUAUGACUCACUGUCUGAUAAUCAAGAAAAAUAAUAAAACUACAUACCUUCCAACACCAGAGUGAUUUUAUAUACAGCAUUUGCAUUUGUUCACAUGCGGUUCGACAAAAUGACACUUGUUUAGGUAAUGGUGGUGGAUAUUAUUAACAAAUACCGAUGUUGUUAUAGGAGCUAUAGUUAUGGUUUAGUUAUUACAGUUCUAACACUAAGUGACGGGUUGAAUAGAUAUAACAUCAUGACAGGAACACUAAUAUUUCAUUUAUCAUAAUUCUUUAUGUUUGACAUCGAUUAUUCAUCAUUUAAAGCUCGAUCAUUUUACACAUAACAGUACGUAGAAUUAUCAGCUCACAUCUAACCACAAAUGUAAUAAAGUGGGAAAAUGUGUUCAGAGUUAAAAAGAAGUUCAAACACUGUGUGCCUGAAUAACAUAAGUAUUCUAGACACAAGUGGUAUGUGCUUCAAGCAGUCAGGGUUAUGAAAUCAAAACAGACAGAAACACACCCUGAUUAUUUCUGUAUGUUGUGGUGUAAAAACAUAAACAUUAAAAAUUCAUCAUUAAGUUAGAAUUUCUUCCUUUGUAAGGGAAAUAGAGGUAGACAGACAGACAGAGAGAGAGAGAGACACACACACAGAGAACGAGAGAGAGACAGACAGAGAGAGAGAGAAAGAGAGACAUACAGACAGAUAGACAGACAGACAGAGACAAGCAGUGAGACAAAGACAGCAAGAAACCAAGAGCGCCGUGGUCUAUGAGAACGACAGAUAAAAAAGGGAGAGAAAGGAAGAAAAACAGAAUAAUUUCAAAAGUGUGAGAGGCUGAUAAAACUGAUAGAAAGGCUGAGUGAAAUACCCUGAGGGAUAGACAGAUGUAUUUAAAAUAGUUCAGAGACCUAAGAGAUAGAAAGAGAAAAUGAAGGAGAGAUAGACAGAGAGAUGGACAGAGAUAGAUUGAUUAGGGGAAAAAAGGUGAUAAAAGUACUGAAAGUCAGCGUGUGAAAGAGACUGGAAAAGUGAAGGGGGGGAAGCAAUGAGGCAAAGACAUAAAAAGAGAUAGAUGGGAAGAAAAACAAUGUCGAUGAAAACUGAUACAAACUGAUCGAAAGGCUGAGUGAUAGACAGAUGUAUUUAAAUUGGUUGAGAGAAACCUAAGAAAUAGAAAGAGAAAAUGAAGAAGAAAGAGAGAGAGACAGACAGACCAGAGAUUAGGGGAAAAGGGUGAAAAAAGGACUAAGAGAGUGUGUGAAAGUGGAGACUGAGAUGGUGAAAGAGAGAGACAGGCCAGAGAUUGGGGGAAAAAGGUGAGAAAAGGACUGACAGACAGUGUGUGAAAGAGAGAGAGAGAGAGAGAGAGAGAGAGAGAGAGAGAGAGAGAUGAGCCUGUUAUUAGUGUUUCUUUUUAACUGUAGGAGACACAGGGAGCUGUAGAUGUUGCUGUGCUCCAAUGCAUUUGAAAGGUUAGUGAACAGCGACCCCUGGUGGGCUUGGAUUUCGGUUGCAUAUCCCUAGUUAUUUUGUCAUAGAAAUUCGAAUUAGGCUCUCAAGAAAACAAAGUUAAUGAUUCCUUACGAUUACGAUUGAUCAUUUAUUAAACACUGGGCUUUAUCAUAUUGGUUUUUGUCGCCGUUUUAUAGAUAAACAGCAAUCCUAUUCAUAACAUAGCACCAUUAUUAUGCCAUAAUGUCACUAUAACGCAUGGCCUCUCGUGGCUUAUUGCACCGCAUUACCUGUCACGAUUAAAACUUUUCACCGUGUUUCACCGUUAUUCAGUGUUAUGAGCUGUAAAGUGUGGCCUCAGCCUCAGCCCGCUGUCUGCCGCCGGAAAGGCGGAACCGGGUUUCCAGCUAACGGCUCGUCUCGCGCCCUGACACGCAAUUGGGCGGAUAAGCGCGACUCGAGCGCGUGUGGGCUGUUUUACCAUUUCAAACUGCACGCGGGCGGGAUUUUCUGUUUGCUCAAUUCGUGAUGAGAUCCUUCCCCCUGCUGCGACUGUCGGGAUCCUGAAGCAGCGUGAAGACUCGUUACUGUAGGUCACAAUUUGCAUGUGAGAAAAGCCUUUCCUAUGGGGAACCACGAGUCAUCAUCCCUGUUUCCCCAGCAGCUGAUCUCCUCAAACCGAGCGUGUAGAGCUGAAUCCCAGACCUCCAUCCCAGUAGAUGCAAACCUACAGCACCGCCCUGUGGCUAGCCGCCAGUAUUACAUUCUUCCUCAUGGCACAGUGGAGAGGCGAUCGUCCGGGUUGGCUGUUAAUCUGGAGUCUCCACGCUUCCACCCGCACACCAAGGGCAAGAACAUCCGUCUGGAUGCGCAGCUGCGGCGUGCCACGCGCAAGAACAGCUUCUGCCAUGGCCUGACGUUCAGCCAGCGGCCCAUCCGUCUGUACGAGCAGGUACGCUUGCGCUUGUCGGGUGUGCACUCAGGCUGGAGCGGUGCACUACGCUUUGGCUUCACCAGCCUAGACCCGAGCGAGCUUGCCUCAUCUGACAUCCCCAAAUACGCCUGUCCGGACCUGGUGGCACGGCCUGGCUACUGGGCCAAGGCUCUGCCCGAGAGACUGGCGGCGAGGGACAACGUACUGGCUUUCUGGGCCGACCGGCACGGCCGUGUCUUCUACACAGUGAACGAUGGCGAGCCUGUACUGUUCCACUGCGGCCUGAGUGCUGCGCGUCCACUCUGGGCCAUCAUAGACAUCUACGGCAUCACACAGGAAGUCACACUGCUUGAAAGCACAUUUGCUGACAGUACAAGCUGCCUGAGCGUGACGCGUCUCAGUGCCUACCUGCCUCCAAGCAACCAUGACUCAGCCAACUAUAGCAACAACCAGUUAGAGAGCAACCAGGCUGCCAAGAUGGCUGCCUUGCACCUCAGCAGCUCAACACAGCUGAGCCCUUGCUGCUCCUCCUCUUCGUCCUCAUCCCCUUUCGGUGUCCAAAGGUUAUCCCGUGGCCUUCCCUCUACACUUGAUGCUGACCUGCGCUUUCACCCGGUGCGUGGCGCCGAUGUGCUCCUGUCCAGCGACCGUGCUAUGACCUGCGUCCACUCCCCAGACGGCAUUCGAACUUUGGUGUUCAGUGACAGGCCCAUGAGGCUAGGUGAGACUCUGUUUGUGGAGGUGAGUCACAUGGGCCCACCUUGCCUUGGCAUGCUCCUUUUUGGCAUGACUUCGUGCGACCCAGGCACAUUGCAUGCUGCAGAGUUGCCUGCUGAGCCUGACGCUCUCCUCGAUCGUAAGGAGUACUGGGUGGUUCACCGUGGACUCCCUGCUCCUGCACCUGGCGACGUGCUCAGCUUCAUGCUUCUGCCUAAUGGAGAAGUGCAUCAUGGGAUUAACGGGGUAGCGCGCGGACGUUUGCUGUGUGUCGACUCCUCUCAGGCUCUGUGGACCUUCUUCGCUCUGCGUGGGGCCAUCAACCGACUCAGGAUAUUAGGAACACUGCAGGCAAGUCCGUCCACCUCCCCCUCUGUAUCCCAUGGCACAGCGUCUGAUGACAGCGACUCUGACCUGACUUUUAGUGUCAAUAGAUCCUCAUCUGCCUCUGAGUCCUCGCUGGUGACAGCCCCCAGCUCUCCUCUCAGUCCCCCCGUCUCGCCCAGCCUCCCCUUUCCAGAGACGCCAUUGAGCAGCAAGAGCGGCGAAUGCACCGUGUGCUUCGAUCAGGAGGUGGACACUGUCAUUUACACGUGCGGACACAUGUGUCUCUGCCAUGAGUGUGGACUUAAGCUAAAGAAACAGAUCAACGCUUGCUGCCCAAUCUGCCGCAGACCCAUCAAGGAUGUGAUCAAAACGUACAGGCCAUGAGAAGACAAGACACAGAACUGAACAAGUAGCUGAGAACCAGCUUUCUAUUCUGAACCAAGUUUGAAUUUCAGGAAUGUUCUGUAGCUUUGACUCCUGUAGCGUAACCUCACUGUCUGUCCCCAACCCUGAUCAUAAAAUCCCCAUCCCACCUCCAGACAAAGUCCAGGGGCAACCGAACGAUUUUUGUUUGUUUGUGUGCGUGUGUGUGUGUUGGGGGGGUACACGAGGUUUGUCUGAUGCUUGCUCAGACAUUUUAGUGCCUUUGACAUUUGUCUCAAAAGCAUCGCCUACCAACCUGACAAUCAUAUUUGAUAGAGAUAUACAGAAUAUAUGACUUUUAUCAGAGGGACACUGAGAGGUUUGUUUAAGCAAUGGAACUAACAGAUGUAAACAGAUAAAAAUUUAUAAUUAUUUUGGUUUGAUAUUUUAAAAGUAAAUAUAUGUGUUUCCAAUUGUGUAAAACGGAUCAAAUAAAUCAAUUCGUAUGUAUAGUGAAUGAUGAGAGGACAUUUAUUUCACAGACAGCAACUGAAAGCAUUUCUUUGUAAAUA
Ictalurus furcatus (blue catfish) is the source of this 4557-nucleotide messenger RNA. RefSeq names its product neuralized E3 ubiquitin protein ligase 1B (gene neurl1b). Gene Ontology annotation, cellular component: early endosome. The transcript has 5 exons. Lineage: Eukaryota; Metazoa; Chordata; Actinopteri; Siluriformes; Ictaluridae. The coding region runs from base 2270 to 4006 and encodes 578 amino acids. The record is from RefSeq and is a predicted model, not a curated record. Gene Ontology annotation, molecular function: ubiquitin protein ligase activity. Gene Ontology annotation, biological process: ubiquitin-dependent endocytosis.